GGUCGGCGGAUCUUUACGGCCAUGUGCUGAGAUAUGGUAGCGGAAUGCCGCAGCCUUUCCAAUGGACGAGGCUCACGAACUCGGGGAACGUCACGGUGUCGCCGCGGGCGGGGCACAGCGUCACCCCCACCUCGGUGGGAUUCUUGCUCUAUGGGGGCAUGGAUGGGCGCCGGAACGACCAGGGCAACCCGGCGCCCAACUCCGACCUCUACUUGCUGAAGGUCGGGGGGAGGACCUUCCAGUGGGACCUCGUGGAAAUCGACCCCGGCUCCCAACUGCCGCCAGCGCGCACGCUGCACACCGCGAUUUCCAUCAGCCAGGACGAGGUCUUCGUGUUCGGGGGGAUCCACUCCGCCACGCCGGACCGGGUGCUGAACGAUGGCUGGAUACUGGACACCACCUGCUUCGAGUGGAAGCACGUGCAGUUCAAGGCGCAGUCCAAUGAGCUGAAGAGCUCCUACUGGAAGCGCAUGUCUGGGAAGAUCCUGGAGCAUCCCUAUGUUGCAGCACAGGCGGAGGUCCAGGUGGCGCCGCGCCUUAGCGCUGGCGGCCGGCGCUUGUCAGCGGCCGCGCAGACCGCGCGCAGCGCGGUGAGCGGACUCAACUUCGAGACCCUGGCGAUGGCCGCCUCCAAGGCGGUGGUGAGCACGAGCAUGGGCGAGGCGCAGGAGGGCGGCGUCGCCAGGAAGAGUUGGAAGAAAUUCCUAGCGAAGCAGAUGACCUCAAGCCUGAAGACCCCAGGCAAGGGCGACAAGCAGUCAAGGUCGAGGUUUACCCCGAAAGACAAGGCUGGCAUGGUGAACUUUGAAGAGGAGCAGUUUCUGGAGGACUUGUUGGCCAUGGUGAGCGCGACGGCCCAGGGAGGCGAGGAGGAAGGCUCUUUCCGCGGGCCUGCGCCCAGAUCGAACCACAGCGCGUGCCUCUAUGAGAACACGAUGGUCCUCUUCGGCGGUCAUGGCGGCUUUGGCUAUCAGCGGAAGGCCUUCAACGAUGUCUGGACUCUGAACCUGGACUCCUUCCGUUGGUCCGAGCUGAGCUGCCACGGCAACCCCCCGGCACCGCGGUCCGGCCACGUGAGCUUCCAGAAGGAUGGUUUUGUGUAUGUCUUCGGCGGCUGGAACGGAGAGACGCAAUUCAACGAUCUGUUCAUGCUGGAUGUGGAGAACAAGGACUGGUCAGACCUGGACUUGAGCUGGGGCGUGCCGCGGUGGAACAUGGCGGCGCAACUGGUCGAGGCCAUCCCCUCCUGGCGGGUCUUCGUCUUCGGCGGCUCCGCGGAUCGCAUGGGCGAGGGCCGCACCAUGGGGGCCUACGACCGGGAGCUGGGCGUCCUGGACCUGGACGAGCGCAAGUGGCUGAGCCUGGUGCCCGAGGAGAGGUCCAAGAGCGAUCGCCCACCCCCACGGGAGCACACGUCCAUUGUUUACGAUGCGGAGGAGAGCCGGCUGAUCAUGUACGGCGGUUGGUCCAACAAGUGGUUGGACGACUGCUGGCAGAUCAACGUCUCGAGCAUUGUGGGCCCUCCUUACGCCGUGGUUCGAGUCGAGCCUCCACUCGGGCCGGUGUCCGGGAAUCAGAAGGUGAAGAUCUACGGCGUAGGCUUCCUCUCGGUGCCCGGCGCUGCGGUGAUCCGCUUCGGCGCGCACGGGAAGUUCGUGGAGGCCCAGGGCACUGUGGUGGAGGAUGAGUUGGUGGAGUGCCUGACGCCCAAGGCGGACGCCCUGGGCCCGCGGGACUGCGAGGUGCGGAUCAGCAUCGGAGUGAAGGACUUCACCACCACCAUGACCAAGUACCUCUACUUCCUGAACACGGUCACGGAGAUGUCUUUGUGCUACGGGCCGGGGCUGUUGACGGACCAACAAGCCGAAGCCACCACCCGCUUCAUGAUCCAAGCGCGGAACCAGCUGGGGGAGAACCGCAGCUCUGGCCGGGACGAGUGGGUGGUGCAGAUCCAACAGGUCUAUGUGAACGAGAAGGGCAAGGAGUCUCUUCGAGAAGUCCCUCACGAAAUUUUGGACUUCGACACGGGCCAGUACGAGGUGCGCUACGUGGCAGAGCCGGGCGACCUCGUCAUCAAGGUCAGUAUGGUGGAUGAGCUGGGCAAGCCGCGGCCCAUCCGGGGCUCGCCCUUCAAGGCGUCUUGUGUUCAGUAUGCCAAGAAUCGCGCCAACGACUACCUGGGGCCCAAUGUGCAGACUUGGCUCUCCCAGACGCUGAAGUCCCUGGAUGAAUUCCAGCGGAGCACGGAGGCUGGCCAAGGGGCCAAGCUCUCGGAGGAGGAUGUGAAGGGACUCAUCAAGGUCAUGAAUCAUAUUGAAGACAUGUACAAGAACGAGGCAGAGCUCAACAGAUUGCAGGACUGCAUCUAUGAGACGCUGAUGCAUAUCGAGCGCGAGGGGGUGCCGGUGGAUAAGCAGCUGAAGAGCCUCAAGAAGGUGAGCCAUGGGCUGGCGCACCUCAAGGGCUUGUGUCAGACCACGGAGACCGCCAUCCAGCCCAUGGUGCAGGCGCAAAGCGAGAUCUACAAGACUCGCAUUGCCGACUUUGAGCAGGCGCUGAGAUCCUACCACACGGGGCUGAAGCAGGAGGCCUACUACUACUACAGGUCUGGUGUGGAGCUUGCCUUCCAGCGGAUCCAGGCGGUGACGACUCAUCUGGACAUGAAGACCAACGAGCUCCAGGACCUGCAUUUGAUUGCCAAGAAUUUCGAGUACCCAGAUGAGGUGAAGGAAUCCUUCAAGAUCAUGAACAUGAUGCGGGAGGACGUGGCGCUGAUCAAGUCCCUUUGGGACCACGAGAUCGGUCGGAUCCAAAUCACCGAGUCCUACCUCGUCAAGAGGUGGAAAACUGUGGAUGCAUUGCAGAUGGAGGACGACAUCAAGGGCAACUUCAAGAAGCUGAAGGAGUACAAGGUGGACAAGCGACUGGACGUCUACGUGGGCAUGCAGGAAGUCUUGAAGCGCUGGGUGGUCUUCUGCCCGUUGGUGGCUGAGCUCCUGGACCCCUCUAUGCGGCCUCGGCACUGGACGGCUUUGGUCACGCUCUGUGGAAAGCCGGUCACUGUGACCAACGAUUUGCUACUCCGCGACAUGUGGACACUGGAGCUCUACAAGCAUCCCCUCGAGGUGGAAGAGAUUGGGGAGCAGGCAAAGCAGGAGGCCAAGAUGGAGGCGACGAUUGCAAAGCUUCAUCGAAUUUGGUCCACUGUGGAGUUUGUGUACGAGCGCCACAAGGGCUCAGACGUGAUGCUUAUGCACCUGAAGGAUGAAGACGUAGAGACUUUGGAGGAGAACCAGGUGCAGGUGCAGAACAUGUUCGCGUCUCGCUUCCUCUCCACCUUUGAGGAACAGGUGCUGUACUGGCAGAAGACUCUGGCCAUCAUUAGCGAGACCUCCACCCUGCUGAGCGAGGUGAUACGGACCUGGGUCUUUCUGGAGAAUCUCUUCAUCCACUCGGAGGAGGUGAAGAAAGAGCUCCCGGACGAGACGGAGCGGUUCCUGGAGAUCGACGACGACGUGCAAGCGCUGCUGCGGAAAGGCUUCGAGGCCCGCUUCGCCAAGGUCUUCUGCGAGCCCACCAUCUUCCAGAUCUUGGAGAAGACCCAAGUACAGCUUCAGAUGUGUGAGAAGGCCUUGAACGAGUUCAUGGAUGGCAAGCGCCAAGCCUUCCCGAGGUUCUACUUCAUGUCUUCUGCAGAUCUCUUGGAUGUGCUGAGCAACGGGAACAACCCCACCCGUGUUGUGCACCACUUCCCGAAAUUCUUCAACGCCAUCGAGAAGUACGACCUGAAGUUCCCGGAUGGCCCUUCCGCGCGGCCUGUGGCCACUGGAAUGCACGCGUGUAUCGGCAUCGAGCACGUGCCUUUCCCAGAGGAGCUGCCACUUAUUGGGAAGGUGGAGGUCUAUUUGGAGCGCUGCAUCAACACCUUUCGCAGCACCUUGAGGCAUUUCGCCAUCACGGAUUUGCAGAGUUAUGCCGAGCAGCGAUGUGAGGCCAACGGCACGAAGCGGGGCCAGUGGCUGCUGCAGGUGAAGGCGGCGCAGGGGGCGCUGCUUGUGCAGCUUAUCACCUGGGUCCAGCUGGUCGAAGUCUCCUUCCAGGUGAAGGAGGAGGAGGAGGAUCAGAAAGAAAAGAAGGUCGCCCAAGCCUGGAGCAGGCAGCAGGAGCUGCUAUUGGACCUUAUCCGACUCACCCAGACGGACCUUACCAAGCCGGCCAGGCAGAAGGUCAUGUGCGCCAUCACUUUGGACGCGCACAACAGGGAUGUUCAGGAGAGGCUAGUCAGAGACAAAGUUGUGUCCGCGGACGCGUUUCAGUGGCAGAGCAUGCUGAAGUGCUACUGGGUGGAGGACGAGGAAGGAGAUUGGAAUGCGCAGAUGCAGAUUUGCGACGCUCGGAUGUGGUACGCUUACGAAUACCUGGGUAAUGGCCCGCGCUUGGUUGUCACACCUCUCACGGACCGCAUCUACGUUACCGCUACACAGGCAUUGCACCUUUGCAUGGGCUGUGCGCCGGCGGGUCCGGCGGGCACCGGCAAGACAGAGAGCACCAAGGACUUGGCAAACGCCUUGGCGCGCGCAUGCUAUGUCAUCAACGCAGCACCGGAGAUGGACUACCUCACGCUGGGCAACAUCUUCAAGGGCCUUGCCGCCAGUGGCUCCUGGGGCUGCUUCGACGAGUUCAACCGCCUGGUGCCUGAGGUGCUCUCGGUGUGCACGGUUCAGUUCAAAGCAGUUUGCGAUGCCUUGCGCCAACAGCUUGACCGAUUCAUCAUCCAGAGCGAUGAGAUUCAAUUGGACCGAGGCGUGGGGGUCUUCAUCACCAUGAACCCCGGGUACCUGGGCCGCUCCGAGCUUCCGGAGGGCCUCAAGGCGCUCUUUCGGCCCAUCACCGUGAUGGUUCCCGACUUCAUGCUGAUCAUGGAGAAUAUGUUCAUGUCGGAGGGCUUCCUGGAAGCCAAGAAGCUGGCGCUGAAAUUCUCCACGCUCUACGCCCUCAACAAGGACCUGCUGUCGAAGUCCAACAAGUACGACUGGGGCAUGCGCGCCAUCAAGUCGGUGCUGGUGGUGGCAGGCAGCUUCAAAAGGGCCGACCCCAGCCUGACGGAGCAGGCAGUUCUGAUGCGCUCGCUGCGGGAUACCAACGUGGCCAAGAUCGAAGGCGAUGACCUCAAGAUCUUCAUGGGCCUGUUGGCGGAUCUUUUCCCCGGCGUGGAGGUGCCGCGAGCCCGAGACCUUGACUUUGAGAAGCUGGUCGUGGAGACGAUGGAGAGCGAGUUCGGCUUCACCAACGACGCGGAGGGGUAUUUGCUCCUGAAGGUGUCCCAGUUGAUCGAGCUGCUGGACAUCCGGCACUCCGUGUUUCUGAUGGGCAACCCCGGGAGCUUCAAGAGCUUCCUGUGGAAGGUCCUCAAAAACGCCAAGACCAAGCGGGGGGACAAGACCACGGUGGUGGACUUCAGCCCAAAGGCCAUUUCCACCAAUGAGCUCUACGGCAGCGUGAACAUGCAUACCCGUGAGUGGAAGGACGGCAUCUUGUCGAAGACGAUGCGUGACUUGGGGCAGAUACCUGAUUCACAUCCCAAGUGGAUCAUGCUGGAUGGCGACCUGGACGCCAACUGGAUUGAGUCUAUGAACAGCGUCAUGGAUGACAGCCGGCUGUUGACGUUGCCCUCCAACGAGCGCAUCCCCUUGAAGCAGCACAUGAAGAUGAUCUUCGAGAUCCGGGAUCUGAACUAUGCCACGCCGGCCACCGCCACCAGAGCUGGGAUCCUGUGCAUGUCUGACAAGGAAGGGGUGCAGUGGCAGUGCUACGUGCAGAGUUGGGUCAAGAAGCUCACCUACCCCGAGCCCGUGAAGGAGCAACUGGCGCACCUCUUUGAGAAGUACCUCCCGCCAACCAUGGUGUGGCUUCGAAAGACCGCCAAGCUGCUGGUGCCUUACGUGGAGAUCUCCCUGGUGAUGUCGCUGUGUAGCCUGCUGGAUGCGCGGCUGAACACUAGCAACCUGGAAGCUGUGGAGACCUGGUUCGCCUUCUGCACCAUCUUCGCCUGCGGCAGCGGCCUGGCGGAGGUGGACGGCGUGGACUACCGCAAGGCCUUCAGCAACUGGUGGAAGAAUGAGAUGAAGACCGUGAAAUAUCCCACCAAGGGUCUCGUGUUUGACCUCUAUGUGCGCGACAUGAGGUUGGAGGAGUGGAGCAGCCUGGUGGAGCCCAUGCAGUACCAAAGCUCCACGCCCAUGGGGGAGGUCACCGUGCCCACCACUGAGACGGUCUGCUUGGGCUAUUUCAUGAAGGCCUUGAUCGAGGUUUCGCACCCGGUGAUGCUUAUUGGUUUGGCCGGGUGCGGCAAGACGCAAUCAUGCACAGGGCUGCUGAAGAAGCUGGACCGCGAGGUGUUUAUGGGCUACAAGAUCAACAUGAGCUUCUACACUGACUCGGCAAUGCUGCAAUCUAUGAUGGAGAUUCCUCUGGAGAAAAAGGCAGGCAAAUUGUAUGCACCUCCCGGCAAGCUGCAGAUGAUUUACUUCAUCGACGACCUGAACAUGCCGGCGCUGGACAAGUACAACACCCAGUCAGCCAUCGAGCUGAUCAAGCAGAAGCAAGACUACAACCACUGGUACGAUCGGGCCAAGAUAACCGUGAAGGACAUCGGCAACACGCAGUACCUUUGCUGCAUGAACCCCACUGCCGGGUCCUUCACUGUGAACCCCCGGCUCCAGCGCCACUUCUGGACCUGCUCCGUGUCGUUCCCUGAACAGAAUGCACUAAACCUGAUCUACGCCACCUUCAUGAAGGGCCACUUCGAUAGCUCGUUCAAAGUCCAGGUGCAGGAGAUCUCUAACUGGGUCAUCAAAGCGGCCCUGAGCUUCCACACGCAGGUGAGCGCGAGCUUCCGGAAGACUGCGAAGAACAUGCACUAUGAGUUCAAUAUCCGGCACAUGAGCGGUGUCUUCUCCGGCCUACUCAAAGCCAAGCCAAGCGAGUUCACGGAUGCGGAGAAGCUGGUGCUCAUGUGGAUCCAUGAGAGCGAGCGCAUCUAUGGGGAUCGCUUGGUCUCCCUGGCGGAUUUGAAGAAGCUCAAGCAGCUCACUGAGAAGAUCGCCAAGCAGAUGUUCUCAAAGCACAACCUGCAGAAGUACUUCCAAGAGAAGAAUCCCGAGCCCAUCAUCUUCGCUCCUUUCUCGAAGGGUCAUCAGAGUAUGGAGGAAGGAGGCAUCUAUGACAAGAUCAAGGAUAUGGAUCGCCUUUCCCAGAUCUUGCACGAGGCCAUGAAGGACUACGACAGCACCAACGCCGCCAUGGACUUGGUACUCUUCGAGGAUGCCAUGAAGCACGUGGCGCGCAUUUGCCGGAUCAUCUCGAGCCCUUCAGGCCAUCCCUUGCUGGUGGGCGUUGGCGGCAGUGGUCGGCAAAGCCUGAGUCGCCUCAGCGCCUUUGUUUGCCAGUGCAUGACCUAUAUGAUUGUGAUCACCAGCUCUUAUGGUCUUGCUGACUUGAAGACGGACCUGCAAUACAUGUACAAGAGGGCUGGCGAGAAGGAUGAGGGUGUGAUGUUCCUCUUCACCGACAACCAGAUUGCCAACGAGCGCUUCUUCGUCUUCUUCAAUGAUCUUCUGGCAUCCGGCGAGAUCACAGAUUUGUACCCCAACGAGGACAAGGACACGAUUCGAAAUGCGGUGAGGAGUGCAGCAAAAGGUGUGGGGAUCGUGGACACGCCUGAGAACUUGUGGUCUUUCUACAUCUCACGGGUGCGCAAAAACCUCCACAUGUCUCUCUGCUUCUCCCCGGUGGGCUCGGGGCUCUGGAGCCGCGCCCGGCGCUUCCCGGCCCUGGUGAACUGCACCACCAUCGACUGGUUUCAGCCCUGGCCCACGGAUGCCCUGCUGAACGUGGCCCAGAAGUUCCUGGCGCGGGUGGAGGCGUUGGGCCCCGCAGACGGUGCCAACCGCAUGUCCAUUGUGGACUUCUUCCCCCACAGCUUUGAGUCGGUGAACCAGCUGUCACAGACCUUCAUCCAAGAAGAGCGGCGCUACGCUUACACCACGCCGAAGAGCUUUUUGGAGCUCAUCAAGCUGUACUCCCUAAUGUUGGAAAAGAAGGUCUACCUCCUCCAGGACAAGAAGACGCGGCUGUCCAGCGGCCUCAUCAAGCUGAGGGCCACCCAGGAGGAAGUGGCGAUCUUGGAGGAGGACCUUCAAGAGAAGGCUGUGGUGGUCAAGGAGAAGGCUGAAAAGGCGGAUGCCUUUGCGGAGGAGAUUGGGCGCGAGAAGGCGCGGGUGAACUCGGAGGCGGAGAAGGCCAACAUCGAGGCCGUGAAAUGCGCGCAGAUCGCCCAGCAGGUAGCGGAGAAGAAGGAGGACUGCCUGCGGGACCUGGCGCAGGCGCUACCGUUGGUGGAGCAGGCCGAGGCGGCCUUAGAUGUCUUGGACAAGAAGGAGUUCAACGAGCUCAAGGCGCUUACCCGGCCACCGGUGGAUGUGGCCACCGUCUGUGAGACAGCCUUGCACCUACAAGCCGGCUUGGACCCCCUCAUCGAGGUGGACAAGAGGGGCAAAGUGAAAGACCGCACGUGGAAGAGCGUCCAGAAGAUGAUGACGGAUCCCAACAAGUUCCUGGCGAACCUGAAGGCUUACAAGGGGGCCAUCGACGAUGGCCGGGUGCCGGCGCAGAACGUGGAGGAGGCACGCAAGCUAAAGGACUCCCUUGGAGAGGAGUUUUUGCCAGAGAACAUGAAGAAGAAAUCCCAGGCGGCUGGUGGGCUCAGUGAGUUUGUCAUCAACAUCAUCAAGUACUACGAUGUGGUUUGCCAAGUGGAGCCCAAGAAGCGCUCGCUGCAGGAUGCCGCCGACACCCUGGAGAAAGCCAACGAGCGCCACCGGGAGGUCACAGCCAUGGUGAAGGACCUGGAGGAGAAGCUGGCGCGCCUGGUGGCGGAGUUCGACCAGGCCCAGGAGGAGAAGGACGAAGUCAUGGCGGAGGCCGAGAGGUGCCAGAAGAAGCUGGACAUGGCACAGAGGCUCGUCGGAGCCUUGAGCGCCAACGGGGUGAUCUGGGAGCAGACCGUGGAGAGAACCGGCGAGGAUCUGGUCUUCAUUCCCGGGGACUCCCUGGUGGCAUGCUCCUUCGCCUCGUACUUGGGGGUCUUCAGCCGGGAGUACCGGGAACAGGCCACCGCCUCCUUCGUGGAGUUCCUGCAGGGCCGAGAGGUGCCGCUGGGCCCAUCGCCAGACCCGCUGCAAGUUCUCUCCACGGAAGCGGAGCAGGCCGGUUGGUGCGCCUGUGGCUUGCCCAGUGACCGCGUGUCCUUGGAGAACGGCGCCAUCAUGAGCUGCAGUGAGCGCUGGUGCCUGAUCAUUGACCCACAGGCGCAGGGCAUUGUCUGGAUCAAGAACAAGGAGGCGGAUCGGAAGCUGCAGAUCACGCGCAUGAGCAACCCCAAGAUGGUGCAGGUCUUCGAGCAAUCCAUCGAGGCGGGGCGCAGCGUGCUGGUGGAGAACAUGGGCGAGUCGGUGGACGCAGUGCUGCAGCCAGUCAUCGCUCGCAACACCAUGAAGCGCGGUAGCACGCGGGUCCUGAAGCUCGGGGACAAGGAGAUCACGUAUAACGCCAACUUCCGGCUUUUUAUGCAGACGAAGCUGUCGAACCCGCACUACCCUCCAGAGAUCCAGGCCGAGUGUACGGUUAUCAACUUUACCGUCACAGAGCAGGGCUUGCAGGACCAGCUGCUGUUUUUGGUGGUGCGCCUGGAGAGGCCGGACCUGGCCCGCGCCAAGGCGGACCUCAUCCAGCAGCAGCACCCC
This is a messenger RNA of Effrenium voratum, 9803 nucleotides long. NCBI's taxonomy places the organism in Eukaryota, Dinophyceae, Suessiales, Symbiodiniaceae. The record is from the annotation of a GenBank genome assembly.